AUGAAAAUUAUUGCCCUAUCUGCUGCUAUUGCUACAUUACUGGCUGUUGUAUCAGAAGCAUCUCUCUUGAGAAUUCCCAUCAAGAAAAUCAAAGAGAGUUCUUCAGACACACUAAACAGAUACUCUCGCACCGGAGAGUAUUUGGGCCAAAAGUACUUUGGCCAACAAAAAACAUCAGACCUUUCUGAUUCUCUUUAUAUGGAGGCAGAUGGAAGUGUUAAGCAUGGUGUUCCUCUUUCAAACUAUUUGAAUGCACAGUAUUAUGGCAACAUUGAGAUCGGCACCCCACCUCAGACAUUCUCUGUUGUCUUUGACACUGGCUCUUCUAAUCUCUGGAUUCCCUCCAUAAAAUGCACGUCCAUUGCUUGUUUCCUACACAAUCGAUAUGACUCCUCAAAGUCCACCACAGCCAAGGAGAACGGAACUUCAUUCGAAAUCCAUUAUGGUACUGGUUCUCUCGAGGGUAUUAUUAGUCAGGAUACCUUACGCGUUGGUGGGAUCAAGAUUCCUGGCCAGCAAUUUGGAGAAUCGACAAAGGAGCCUGGAUUUACUUUUGCUUUGGCUAAAUUCGAUGGAAUUUUUGGACUGGGAUACAGUAACAUUGCUGUUAAGCAUGUUGUCCCUCCAUUUUACCACAUGAUCGACCGUGAUCUUAUAGACGAGCAAAUAUUUUCGUUUAAGAUCAAUAAUGCUGAUGAAGAUGAAGCCAAUGGCGGGGAGCUAAUCUUUGGCGGUGCAGAUAGUAAUCAUUAUGUGGGCGAGCUUGGAUGGUCAAACGUGAGACGCAAGGGUUAUUGGGAAGUUGAUUUGGAAGACAUCAAGUUUGGUGGCGAAUCGAUUGAGCUUGACCCUAUUGGAGCAGCCAUCGAUACCGGGUCUUCCCUUUUAGUUGCUCCUACUACUAUAGCUGAUUUGAUCAACAAGGAAUUAGGCGCAGAAAAGAAUUGGUCUGGUCAAUAUAUACUUGAUUGUGCCAAGAUUCCCGAUCUUCCAGAAUUUUGCUUUGUAUUUGGCGGCAAGGAUUAUUGUCUUACUGGGCAAGACUAUGUGCUCAAGGUCCAGGAUCAGUGCAUUUCUGGAUUUAUUGGCAUGGACAUUCCUGAACCCGCCGGCCCACUCUGGAUUGUGGGAGAUGUAUUCCUGCGCAAGUUCUAUAGUGUUUAUGACCUUAAAAACAACAGAGUUGGUCUAGCUAAGGCAAAAUAA
Messenger RNA from Phycomyces blakesleeanus NRRL 1555(-), 1206 nucleotides. RefSeq lists its product as hypothetical. The record is from RefSeq and is a predicted model, not a curated record. NCBI's taxonomy places the organism in Eukaryota, Fungi, Mucoromycota, Mucoromycetes, Mucorales, Phycomycetaceae. Gene Ontology annotation, biological process: proteolysis. Bases 1 to 1206 code for a protein of 401 amino acids. Gene Ontology annotation, molecular function: aspartic-type endopeptidase activity. The transcript is spliced from 5 exons.